AGUCUCAAAUGGCUACAUCAUCUGCCUGAUGUACCCUCCCCACUUGCCCACGACCCCUUCUUCCUACCUCCCCUAAAAGCUCAUGGUUCUUCUCAUCGAAUCAACUCUUUCUGGCUUUAGGUAGUUUCUAGCCAUUUCCUCUUCCGGUGCCAAGAGAGCUUGAGCGAAUUCUCAGAUCUCUCCAACUCUUUGAGCCUCUUCCUCUCUGCACCUUCAAUAAAGCUUCUUCUCCCUUCUUUCUCUUUCGAGAUUCUCUCUUACUAUGAAGUAAGCUUAGAUUUCUGUGUGUGCAUCAUCUGAUCUAGGGUUCGCGACUUCGGUUUUUCUUCAGGACAUCCAUAUCUAUCUGAAACUAGAGAUUGAGAAGAGAGGUUGUUGGCUUAGAUCAAAGCACGUCUGCACAAACAAGAAGACCUAGGAACCUUGGUUAAGUUUUGUGUGUCGGAAGUCCUUGUGUUCUUCCUGUUGCUGACUUUCUGUAAGAUCCAGGAAGCUUGUUUCAGUAUGCCGUCGGCGAACUCGGAUAGCUCGGGGAAUUCGGGCGCUCUUGAUGGCGGCGGCAGGCCGAGCCGGUACGAGUCGCAGAAGCGGCGCGACUGGAACUCCUUCAGACAGUACCUCCGCAACCACCGCCCGCCGCUCGAGCUUGCCCGGUGCAGCGGCGCCCACGUGCUCGAGUUCCUCCGCUACCUCGACCAGUUCGGCAAGACCAAGGUCCACGCUGCCGGGUGCCCCUUCUUCGGCCACCCGCAUCCCCCGGCACCGUGCCCCUGCCCCCUCAGGCAGGCCUGGGGCAGCCUCGACGCGCUCGUGGGCCGCCUCCGCGCCGCCUUCGAGGAGGACGGCGGCCAGCCGGAGGCCAACCCCUUCGCGGCGCGCGCCGUCCGGCUGUACCUCAGGGAGGUGAGGGACAGCCAGGCCAAAGCGAGGGGGAUCGCUUACGAGAAGAAGAAGCGAAAGCGGCCCUUUCCGCCGCUGCAGGGCUACAACCCGCAGCCACCGGUUCCCAUGGCGGCGGCAGUUCCCGUCAUCGGCUAUGAUCAGCCGGAAUCCGACCUAAACUUGGUGAGUGGCGGAUACCAACAUCACCUCCAUGGGCAUCUGAUGCUCCCCACCGUGGACGCCAGCGGAGACGAAGCAGCGGCAAUGGCGGUCGCCGAGGCGCAUUCCGGUGGCAUGAUACCGCUCUCGGUGCUCAACUAAGUACUGUUGUAGUUACAGUGGGAUCUCAUUCCACUAUGAAGGUUAGUAUGAUCAUAUCCUGUGUUGUCUUGUUCAUGAACAUAGUGGUGGAUGUGCUCUAUGUGAACACACAUUUACCUGAGUCUUUGAAUGUAUAUCCUCUUCUGCUAAUUAUGACUGCGGAUGUUGAUUAUGUUUGAGAUCUUUUGGUAGUA
Messenger RNA from Musa acuminata AAA Group (dessert banana), 1397 nucleotides. RefSeq names its product protein G1-like1. Gene Ontology annotation, cellular component: nucleus. NCBI's taxonomy places the organism in Eukaryota, Viridiplantae, Streptophyta, Magnoliopsida, Zingiberales, Musaceae. The transcript has a single exon. Gene Ontology annotation, biological process: mRNA transcription; response to light stimulus. The record is from RefSeq and is a predicted model, not a curated record. Bases 505 to 1203 code for a protein of 232 amino acids.